CCCGAGCACAGCAGGCGAGUGGCAUGUGAGAACUACGCUCUGGAAUAUGUGCGUAGCGAUGCGAAACUUGGCAAAAACAGAAGCUCAGCGGUAGGACGAAGUUCAGCGGAGGAGUAACGCGCAAGUGCAGGACCCACAAAGGUCUACGCAAUGACGAGCAUUGAAAAUGCAAAGGUGCAAACGCUGGCACCUAUAUUGCAACGCUUGAUUAUGGCGACAGGAUUGAGUUGCUGGACGGGCGGGUCAGUACACAUAGGUUCCCAAUGUAAAGGACGUCAUUAUACUUGGACCAUAACCAGCUCAUAUAAUGUGUUGCCGCUCAAGCGGCAUCACAUCAGCACUUGUUGUGAGGCCCUCAUCCGCGCAGAAGCGCGCGAGCACCGUGGAAUAGUGUUACGUUGUGCAUUGACUGGUAGUUUUAAGGGUCCCCGUGAAGGAAGGUCGCACUAGCGACAGCAAGGCCACUUGCAGUGUCGCAAUAACGCCAACGCGGUUUACAGCGCAUUUCCAAUUAUCGCUAUCAAGUUGGGAAUGAUCAUUUUGACGCAUUAGGCUACGUCGUAGCAAUGGUGCUCGGACAAGUGGUCGAUGCGCACAUGUUCGUGCGAGGGCCAUGAACGCACUAGAACAAGCUUUCGCGGAGUACUCAGAAGCCGUCGCCCAGCUUGGAGACGUGGGCGAUAACAUUGGCGUGCUCGAGAUACACUAUGUAGACGAGGGCCGGGCACGAACCGCUGCAGCUACCCUUCUCGCGCAGUACACAGCCUCUACCAGGACGCAGUCGGCCAAGUGGGGACCUUGUACUUGCAUAUACCGCUUAUAAGCUUAUGCUUUGGGCAAGGUCCUGUAUCAUUUGGAAUUUGCGGGUCUUCCCCAACUGUACGUUGUGGACCGGCUGCUAGCCAGGGUGGCGGCGGUGGUGGAUCGGCGACUGUCGCCGGCCCAGUUUGAUGCCAGCCCACAUGCACGCCCGGUUGGCCUCUCCAUUGACCUUAUGCAACUGCCUCCGGCGGUGGGGGGGGCGGGCCUGUUGCCGCUGGUGCCGCAUGUGAAAGCGCGGCAAGCCGGUCUCGCGGUCCGGUGUGUGUUGGGUGUGUGUGGUCUGCUGCCGUACGUGCCCCCGUGGACCCGGGUCGCGGCGGCGUGGCUGCGCCAGGUGCACCCGGCGGCAACGCCCCUGCGUUUCUUGGUGCGGGGGGCCGCGGACCGUGUGCUGAAUAAGCCGCUCACCCCGGCGGGCAAGCCGUUUGCGCGCCUGCUGAAAGCCAUGACUGCAUUGCCCGCGGUGACUCUUGUGGCGCCGCCCGAGCCGGGCGCGUGGGUGAGUCAUGUGCCGUUGUGGGCUAACCCGGCGCUGUGUGUGGACGGCCGCACGUGGGAAUUGGCUUUCGCGGAUUUGUUCGCUCUGCCGGGACUGGCGUGUGUGGGCCAGCUGGUUGCAGCGCAUGACGGUCUGAACGAACUGCGGCAGGCAUUGACAAGCCCUUGGGCGGAGGGCUCCCGGUCUGGUGAAGCGUGUGCGGAUAUGUACGUGACUGCUGUGUGGAGGCGGGUGCUGCACUGGAGCACGCGGGCACGCCUGCCGUCGCCCCUGCCGGGGCCGGCGUCGCCUCAAGAGGCGGCCGACCGGUUUGCGGCGGCGGUGGCCCUUCUUCCCGCUGGCUGGGCUGCCGCCGCGCGUGCGGCCCAGCUGGCUCGGGGGCCUGCCGCCGCGCUGCCGCUCCCGGUGGCCGACGUCGUGAGUGCUACGGCGGAGUCGGUGCAACGGGUGGUGCGGGGACUUGGAUGGUUGCAGUGCGGGGGGCCGCCCAUCCUGCUCACUGCCUACACGGUGAAGGCGGGGACCGUGCUACAAAUGGCUCCACAGUUAGCCGCCCUGAAGGCUAAGCAUUUGCAGUAUGUGUGCGAUGCGGGUGUGUCGGGGGUGGGGGCUGCCCUGGCGGCGGGGGCCUUCGUGUGCACCUUGGCCCGCUUGUGGUCGCUGAAAUGGGAGAAUCAUCAUAAGGAAGCACUGUGGCGUGUGGCCGCCAACGCUUGCUGGGCGUUUCCACGGCAUGCUAGCGAGCGGGCGCGAGGCGUUACUGUUGACCCGUGUUGGGCGUGUGGGGUGGACAUGCAGGAUGGGGACCGGCGUCACUGGUUUUGGGACUGCACUGUUGCGCUGUCACUGCGGGAAAGUAUGGGGAUGGCUAUGGGUUUCCUGCCGGAGGAGGCUCUAAGUGCCUUCUCUCGUGAGGAGUUGUGGUUAGUGUGCCCGCCUGCGGGGCUUGCGCCACCUGUGUGGGAUGUGGUGUGUCUCGCUGCUAUGUCUGCCCUGGACUUUGGUCGGCAGCGUGUGGUUAUGGCCGGGUUGGCGGCGCGAGCGAAGCUGCCGUCGGCCCGGGUGCUGAGCAUUGGACUUGCCGUCGUAGCUGACUUCUGGGGUCGUCUCCAGACGUUUGUGACUUUGGGUAUCAGGCCAAAGGGUUGGGACGCUGUGCCGUUUGCGCAUCCCUUCAUAUCUCGGGCUGUUGGUGACGGCAUGGUUUUGCGCUUGCCGUAUGACGCUGAUUCCCCGCCCCCCUCGCCGUGAGAGGUUGUGCGUGGUUGGUGGCUCUGUGUGUGGGCAGGAUGCACGUGUGGGCGACCGUUCUAGUACCUGGACGCUUGCGCCCUGGUUAGUGCGUGCGCUGUGCGUGUGUCCUGCGGCCUAGACGUUUCCCGGCACUCCUGUGCCUAGGCUUGUGGCGUUGAGGCACAGCGGUGGGGCUCUGGCGGGUUGAGGCUUGGCUAGGACUCACUGUGCGCGGAGUCACACGGACUUUGCCCGCGGGAGGGUUUGCAGCAAAGUCGGGGUUGGGCCCUGAUAGCAUGUGAUGGCUCGGCGUCUUCGGGAGCUGGGACUGUCCCCUCUGUAACAUCCGCAUCCA
Molecule: messenger RNA, 2909 nt
Organism: Chlamydomonas reinhardtii
Lineage: Eukaryota; Viridiplantae; Chlorophyta; Chlorophyceae; Chlamydomonadales; Chlamydomonadaceae
Exons: 1
Coding region: 614-823 (69 amino acids)
Source: RefSeq, a predicted model, not a curated record